AGAAGUGCCUCUGAAGUGGAGGAUUGGGUUGUGCAGAUAAACUUCGCCUGUGCGCGGUUCUCGUCCCGAGCCCUUCCGCCACCCGCGUGUUCGGGAGGUGCAUUCUCAAGAACCCGGUUGCCAAAGCUGCCAAGUUCGGCACCAUUGGCACAACAGCUGAAGGCUCACGAAUCAGCCGCCUGUGAACUUCGGGAACAGUUGUCGCUAGUUCGGGCGGAAGCUCCGCCACUCAAGGCUAAAGGUCGACCUGUAGAAGAGUUCUUCUUCAAAGAGCGUUAUUUAACACAGGAGAUCCUCCGCUAUGACACCUACUGCCGUUUGCUACGAUCCCGUCUACCUGGUGGUGGUUGUGAACUUGGCGGGGCACCUUCUGAUUCCACCUCUGGAGUACAUUCCAAAUCCGAUAUCGCUGAUGAUUUGGACAAGAUGAGCUAUCGUGAAGCACUAAAUCAUCAUUGA
Molecule: messenger RNA, 459 nt
Organism: Cylicostephanus goldi
Lineage: Eukaryota; Metazoa; Nematoda; Chromadorea; Rhabditida; Strongylidae
Source: the annotation of a GenBank genome assembly